This is a messenger RNA of Rhagoletis pomonella (apple maggot), 433 nucleotides long. Its product is annotated as general odorant-binding protein 68-like. Gene Ontology annotation, molecular function: odorant binding. Bases 1 to 363 code for a protein of 120 amino acids. Lineage: Eukaryota; Metazoa; Arthropoda; Insecta; Diptera; Tephritidae. The transcript has a single exon. The record is from RefSeq and is a predicted model, not a curated record.
AUGGAAUGCAUUUUCAAUAAAACCGAAGUCAUUGGCGAGGACGGUGAGCUCCAGGGGGAUAAUUUUAUGGAACUCCUAAAGACUGCAGUAAAGGACGAUGAGGAAAUGAUCGCAGUUAUGGAGGAAUCCUACGAUACUUGCUUUGAAAAAUCCACUGAUGCAAAAGCUAAAAUUGCCGAUAAAAUGAAGAAAGAUCCAGAGUUUGCUCAGAGAAUAACUAAGCCUAAAUUCCAGUCCUGCUCGCCUUUCGGUGCUAUGAUAAUGACUUGCAUUAACUUUGAGACAUUCCAAAAUUGUCCAACAUCUGCAUGGAAUGAUAGUGAGGAAUGCAAUGCUUUUCGAAAAUUUGUUACGCAAUGCUAAGGAUCUGUGUAUAUUAAAAUAAUAAGCAAAUUGGAAGGAAAAACAAGCAUUGGCUGAACAAGUACAUCUU